AUGAAAAGGAACCGAAAUGAUUCCAUUCCGUUAUACAAAUCAGCAACCAAUGAAAAUCUUCCUCCUAACGUAAUAAAGCAACUCGCAAAGGAAUUGAAGAAUCUUGAUGAAACACCGCCUGAAGGGAUUAAAGUCGUUGUUAAUGAUGAUGAUUUUUCAACCAUAUAUGCUGAUGUUGAGGGGCCAGCUGGGACUCCAUAUGAGAAUGGUGUUUUCCGCAUGAAGUUGAUACUGUCUCAUGACUUCCCUCAUUCCCCUCCCAAAGGUUAUUUCCUGACCAAGAUUUUCCAUCCGAAUAUUGCGACCAAUGGUGAGAUCUGUGUCAACACCUUGAAAAAAGAUUGGAACCCAAGUCUUGGCUUACGACAUGUUCUAAUUGUUGUCAGAUGUCUACUUAUUGAACCAUUUCCAGAAUCAGCUUUAAAUGAGCAGGCUGGUAAGAUGCUGCUUGAAAAUUAUGAGGAGUAUGCCAGACAUGCCAGGCUUUACACUGGAAUCCAUGCUCAUAAGCCAAAGCCAAAGCAUAAAACAGGAGCUAUUUCCGAGUCAACUACUGCCAUAAAUGUAGACCAGACAAACACCUCAGUUUUAAAUGUUGACCAAAAGAAUGCAGUAUCAGGUGCUGUACUCCAGUUGCCAUCUCCAUUGGCCACUUCAAAUGCCAGCAAAGGAGGAAUUGCUGCAGAGCAGCCAGCUGCUCUUAGUUCGACGAUGGAGACAGGAGUUAGUGCAUCGGCAACAGCACCACCAGUGACCCAAAAGAAGGAAGGUGGCGUGGUUAAAGUUCAGGCAGAUAAAAAGAAGAUGGAUGCAAGAAAGAAAAGUUUGAAGAGAUUAUGAAGUCAUUGGGAUAAUGAUGAUCUUUCAUGGAAUUUGUGCCUAAUGUUUUUCGUUUAUUGGAUAGAUUGGACGUAAAAUGAUUCGUGCAUAAAUGUGGAGUAUGUAUUUUGUACUGGAUAUAUUAAUGGGGACGCGAUUGAGUAAUCUUGCUUGUUUCUUUGUUGUAUUGUCUUGCUUUCCAUCUUUUUUUUCCC
Molecule: messenger RNA, 1034 nt
Organism: Ilex paraguariensis (yerba mate)
Lineage: Eukaryota; Viridiplantae; Streptophyta; Magnoliopsida; Aquifoliales; Aquifoliaceae
Source: the annotation of a GenBank genome assembly